Ustilaginoidea virens is the source of this 1128-nucleotide messenger RNA. RefSeq lists its product as uncharacterized. The coding region runs from base 1 to 1128 and encodes 375 amino acids. The record is from RefSeq and is a predicted model, not a curated record. Lineage: Eukaryota; Fungi; Ascomycota; Sordariomycetes; Hypocreales; Clavicipitaceae. Gene Ontology annotation, molecular function: methyltransferase activity. The transcript is spliced from 6 exons.
AUGCAGAUGUACAGCAAUGACGAACCUGGCGAUGCCCAAAAGGGCGAACCGCCAGCCAACGCUCCAACGCCCCAUCUUCAAGGGUUCGAAUUCACUUUCGAGUCGUCUUCGUUGAGAUUCGAAGUAGAUUCGGACGCGAUGAACGAUGCCUCGUCACUUUCGGACAUUUCUCUCUCUGACAGCAUCCAAGAGUAUCCCAAGUUAUUCGGUCGCACCUAUAACGCCUAUCGACACGGAUCCUAUGCUUUCCCCAACGACCAGCAGGAGCAGGAGCGCUUAGCACUCCAAGGUCCCGUCCUGACUCGACUCAUGGGCGGGAAGCUCUACUUUGCUCCUCUUUCAAACCUGCAUCCGCCGCGGUUUAUUCUCGAUAUUGCUACUGGCAUCGGUGACUGGGCUAUUGACAUGGCCGACGAAUUUCCAGAAACGACCGUCAUUGGCACAGACCUGUCACCAAUCCAACCAAACAAGGUCCCUCCCAACGUCCACUUCUACAUUGAAGACUCGUCCGAGAAGUGGGACUUUCCGCAAAAGUUCGACUACAUCCACACGCGAAUCUCGGCUGGCUGCUGGUCCAACUUUGAGACUCAGGCAGCCGCGCAAGCUUUUCAAGCUCUCGAACCUGGCGGUUGGUUCGAGUCGCAAGAAGUUGAUUGCACCGUCUGCUGCGACGACGGCACCGUGGACCCCGACGGCCCGCUCGUCGCCUGGGCCAACGAAUUGAUAGAAGCUUCGGCCAAGGUGAAUCGUCCGGCGCUUAUUGGCUCUAUUCUCAAGGAAACGUACGAACGGGUAGGCUUCGUUGACGUGCAACAGCGCGUGUACAAGAUGCCCAUUGGUACCUGGCCCAAAAACCCGUUCCUGAAACAAGUCGGCUUGCUGUGGCGCCACAACCUACUCCAAGGAUUGUCUGGGUUUUCUUACCAUUUGUUACAUAACGCCUUUGAGCGUUCAAUGCCCGAGAUUGAGGUAUCCCUUAUUGACGUUCGGCGGGAUCUUUGCGACAACCGGAUUCAUUCAUACAUGCCUACCUUUGUUGUCUGGGGUCGAAAACCCUUUCCACGCGAAGUUUCCCCACCCAAGACGGAAACCAAGGCCUAUGCAAACGUGCACCAUUUCGCCGUGUAG